Messenger RNA from Tachyglossus aculeatus (Australian echidna), 5505 nucleotides. RefSeq names its product SOS Ras/Rho guanine nucleotide exchange factor 2 (gene SOS2). Bases 225 to 4226 code for a protein of 1333 amino acids. Gene Ontology annotation, cellular component: plasma membrane. The transcript is spliced from 23 exons. The record is from RefSeq and is a predicted model, not a curated record. Gene Ontology annotation, molecular function: protein heterodimerization activity; guanyl-nucleotide exchange factor activity. NCBI's taxonomy places the organism in Eukaryota, Metazoa, Chordata, Mammalia, Monotremata, Tachyglossidae. Gene Ontology annotation, biological process: Ras protein signal transduction; positive regulation of GTPase activity.
CUCCUCGUUCUCCUGCUCCUGCGGCCGUAACGGGGGGAUGCGGGGCGAGGGGGAGGCCGGGCCGCCGCCCCGAACGAAGGACCGGCCGCCCGGGCUCCGGGAGCCGGGAGACUGAGAGGACCGACCCGAGGCGGCGGCGGCGACGACGACGACGACGGCGGCGAGGAGGCCGGGAAGACGCGGGACUCGUCCGGACUUUGCGGCCUCCGGUGCGGGCGGGGGACAUGCAGCCGCCGCCGCAGCCCUACGACUUCUUCAGCGACGAGAACGGCCCCAAAUGGCGGGGGCUCUUCGUCCCGGCCCUCAGGAAGGUUCAGCAGCAAGUGCACCCAAAUCUCUCAGCAAAAGAAGAUUCCCUCUAUUAUAUAGAAGAGUUGAUUCUUCAGCUGCUAAGUAAAUUAUGCAUUGCACAACCAAGGACCGUUCAAGAUGUGGAGGAGCGAGUUCAAAAGACAUUUCCCCAUCCAAUUGACAAGUGGGCCAUUGCUGAUGCGCAGUCUGCCAUUGAGAAAAGGAAACGAAGAAAUCCCCUCUUACUACCUGUGGAUAAAAUUCAUCCAUCGUUAAAGGAAGUCUUAGGCUAUAAAGUAGAUUACCAUGUUUCUCUCUACAUUGUGGCCGUAUUGGAAUAUAUUUCAGCUGAUAUUUUGAAAUUAGCUGGUAAUUAUGUUUUCAAUAUCCGACACUAUGAAAUCUCCCAGCAGGACAUAAAAGUAUCAAUGUGUGCAGAUAAGGUUUUAAUGGACAUGUUUGAUCAGGACGACAUUGGUUUGGUUUCUCUCUGUGAAGAUGAGCCCUCUUCUUCAGGUGAAUUAAAUUACUACGACUUAGUUAGAACUGAAAUUGCUGAAGAAAGGCAGUACCUGCGAGAGCUAAAUCUGAUUAUAAAAGUGUUUCGCGAGGCUUUCCUAUCUAACAGAAAGCUGUUCUCAUCUUAUGAUAUUGAAGUGAUAUUCAGCAACAUUUCAGAUAUUCAUGAAUUGACCAUGAAGCUUUUAGGUCUAAUUGAGGACACUGUUGAAAUGACAGAUGAGAGUAGUCCUCACCCUUUAGCUGGCAGCUGUUUUGAAGAUCUGGCAGAAGAGCAAGCGUUCGACCCCUAUGAAACCUUGUCACAGGAGAUUCUCUCGACAGACUUUCAUGAUCAUUUCCAUAAUUUGAUGUCCAAACCUGCAGUUGCUCUCCAUUUUCAGUCCAUUGCUGAUGGUUUUAAAGAGGCAGUGCGUUAUGUCCUUCCACGUCUCAUGUUGGUGCCAGUUUACCAUUGCUUGCACUAUUUUGAAUUAUUACAGCAAUUACAAGAAUGCAGUGAAGAAGAGGAGGACAGAGAGUGUUUGAAACAAGCCAUUACUGCGCUGUUGAAUCUUCAAUGUAGUAUGGAACGGAUUUACAAGCAGCAUUCACCUAGACGGCGCCCUGGGGAUCCAGUUUGUCGGUUUUAUAACCGUCAAAUAAGAAGCAAGCACCUGGCCAUCAAAAAAAUGAAUGAAAUUCAGAAAAAUAUUGAUGGAUGGGAAGGCAAAGAUAUUGGCCAGUGUUGUAACGAAUUCAUCAUGGAAGGCCCACUAACAAGAUUAGGAGCUAAGCACGAACGCCAUAUUUUUCUCUUCGAUGGCUUGAUGAUCAGCUGUAAGACAAAUCAUGGGCAGUCCCGGCUUCCAGGUUACAGCAGUGCAGAGUUCAGACUAAAAGAAAAGUUUAUCAUGAGGAAAAUUCAAAUCAAUGACAAAGACGACACUAGUGAGUGCAAACAUGCUUUUGAAUUAGUUUCCAAAGAUGAGAACAGCAUUGUAUUUUCUGCCAAGUCUGCUGAGGAAAAAAACAAUUGGAUGGCAGCUCUAAUUUCUCUUCAGUAUCGGAGUACUCUGGAUCGAAUGCUUGAUUCGGUGUUACUUAAAGAAGAAAACGAGCAGCCUCUGAGACUACCCAGCCCAGAAUUGUAUCGUUUUGUUGUGAAAGACUCUGAAGAAAACAUUGUUUUUGAAGACAACUUACAAAGUAGGAGUGGAAUUCCUAUAAUUAAAGGCGGAACUGUGGUGAAAUUAAUUGAAAGACUAACGUAUCAUAUGUAUGCAGAUCCGAAUUUUGUGCGAACUUUCCUUACAACGUACCGGUCCUUUUGCAAACCACAGGAACUGUUGAGCUUAUUGAUCGAAAGAUUUGAAAUCCCAGAUCCUGAGCCUACGGAAGCGGAUAGGCUGGCAGUGGAGAAAGGAGAGCAGCCUAUCAGUGCGGACCUUAAAAGGUUUCGCAAGGAAUAUGUCCAGCCAGUACAACUGAGGAUACUGAAUGUGUUUCGACACUGGGUUGAGCACCAUUUUUAUGACUUUGAGAGAGAUUUGGAAUUGCUUGAAAAACUAGAAUCUUUUAUUACAAGUGUAAGAGGGAAAGCCAUGAAGAAGUGGGUAGAAUCAAUUGCUAAAAUCAUCAGGAGGAAAAAACAAGCUCAGGCAAAUGGAAUCAGCCAUAGCAUUACAUUUGAAAGCCCACCUCCACCAAUUGAAUGGCAUCUCAGCAGACCGGGGCAGUUGGAAACUUUUGACCUCAUGACACUCCAUCCCAUAGAAAUUGCUCGUCAGCUAACACUUCUCGAAUCUGACCUGUACAGAGCAGUUCAGCCUUCGGAACUUGUUGGAAGUGUGUGGACUAAAGAAGAUAAGGAAAUCAAUUCCCCAAAUUUAUUGAAAAUGAUCAGGCAUACUACCAAUCUUACUCUUUGGUUUGAAAAGUGUAUAGUGGAAGCAGAGAACCUUGAAGAACGAGUGGCAGUGUUGAGUAGAGUCAUAGAAAUCCUGCAAGUUUUUCAAGAUUUAAACAAUUUCAAUGGUGUGUUGGAGAUUGUCAGUGCAGUGAAUUCAGUGCCUGUGUACAGGUUAGACCACACAUUUGAGGCAUUACAAGAGAGGAAAAGGAGAAUUUUGGAUGAAGCAGUGGAACUAAGCCAAGAUCACUUUAAAAAAUACCUGGCGAAACUUAAAUCAAUCAAUCCACCCUGUGUGCCUUUUUUUGGAAUUUAUUUAACCAAUAUUUUGAAGACUGAAGAAGGAAAUAAUGACUUUCUGAAGAAACAAGGAAAAGAAUUAAUCAACUUCAGUAAGAGGAGGAAAGUAGCCGAAAUUACUGGAGAAAUUCAACAGUAUCAGAAUCAGCCUUACUGUUUGCGGAUUGAAGCAGAAAUAAGGGGAUUCUUUGAAAAUCUCAAUCCUAUGGGCAAUACAUCUGAAAAAGAAUUUACAGACUACUUGUUCAAUAAAUCACACGAAAUUGAACCCCGAAACUGCAAACAGCCACCUCGAUUUCCUAGGAAAACAACUUUCUCUUUAAAGUCCCCUGGAAUAAGGCCCAAUGCGGGCAGGCAUGGCUCUACCUCAAGCACUUUACGAGGUCACCCAACUCCUCUAGAAAGAGAACCAUGUAAGAUAAGCUUCAGUCGGAUUACUGAAGCUGAGCACGAGGCAACAGUGUCAGCACCAACGUCUCCAAACACGCCGUCUACUCCACCGGUCUCUGCUUCUUCAGACCUUAGUGUAUUUUUAGAUAUAGAUCUCAACAGUUCCUAUGGAAGCAACAGCAUCUUUGCUCCAGUUCUCUUGCCCCAUUCAAAGUCUUUUUUCAGUUCAUGUGGAAGUUUACAUAAGUUAAGCGAAGAGCCACUGGUUCCUCCUCCUCUUCCACCUCGCAAAAAGUUCGAUCAGGACGCUUCAAAUUCCAAGGAGGGAAAUCUGAAAUCCGGCGACGACCCUCCUGCUAUUCCACCAAGGCAGCCGCCACCUCCGAAGAUAAAGCCACGGGUUCCUGCGUACGGUGGUCCUUUUGAAGGACCUCUUCACAGUCCACCACCACCACCCCCGAGGGACCCCCUUCCAGAUACUCCCCCACCAGUUCCGCUUCGCCCACCGGAACACUUCGUCAACUGUCCGUUUAACCUUCAGCCACCGCCGAUGGGACAUCUCCACAGAGAUCCAGACUGGUUCAGAGAAACCAGUACGUGUCCAAAUUCCCCAAAUACUCCUCCAAGCACCCCCUCUCCAAGGGUACCUCGUCGCUGCUGUAUGCUCAGUUCCAGUCACAACAACCUUGCUCAUCCUCCAGCUCCCCCGGUUCCGCCAAGGCAGAAUUCUAGCCCUCAUUUACCCAAACUGCCUCCAAAGACUUACAAGAGGGAGCUUUCUCAUCCUCCUUUGCACAGACUGUCUUUGCUAGAAAACGCAGAAACUCCUCAAUGACCUUAGCCAUAUUUAGUCGUUGACACUGGAAUAGUAUUUGUAAAGUUCCUUUUUUUAUUUAUUCAAAAAAGGCAGUGGAUUUUAGUACUUUUACAAAUAACGCUCUUACAAAAAUGCUGCUGAUUUUUUUCCCCCCCUGCUCCAGAAAAGCCCUAAAUUGGGAAAACAAAAAGCACGCACGUCUCCAUGCUCCUUCAGCGUUUCCCUCAGGUGGUCCGUAGCAUUGCCUUGUCUUUGGAUCCUCAGUGCCGCCGACAGUUAGGCCAGUAUAAAGAACUCCCCGUUUGCACUGAAGAUUACACUAAAAUGAAUUCAACUGACAGCUGAUUGCACUGGGCCAAAAAUUUUUUAAAAAAGGUGCAUUUGUGGCAUUUUUCCAAUUUGAAAACCAGACGCCUUUUUAAGACUAUGGAUUCACACAUGUACAGGGGCCCUCAUCUUCUGAUUUUGUGAGUACCUUCCUGGAGCGUUGUGAAUAAUAACCACUCUUCUCCAAUCCCACAAUGUUUUGACUUACAGGCUAUAGCCAUUGAUUUGCUGCUGAAGACAAAGACAAGAGAGAACUAAUUUGAAGAUAGAAAAUUAAGGGGUCAGAUCGCAUUUAUAGGUUUUGAUUAUGUUGGCAGGGUAGACAGACUACCUUAUUGGGUACCAUACCCAGUUAUUGAAAAAGAAAAUCUGCGUAUUUAGCAUGCAUCCUGUUCAAAUGUGCCUUUUAUUUUGGCAGGCAAAAGUGUCUUAAGCUAAUGAGUUGCCUACUGUUUCGGAGAACAAAGCUAAUAUGCCAUGUAUGUACAGUUUUGUUUAUAUUGUAUAUUUCAGAUAAUGCUAAUAACCUGUAUAAAUGUAAGUGACUUGCGGCUUAUAAAACAGUAUGCUACUUUGCAAACUCACACAUUCAGAGGAAAGCUUUCUGUGGCUUAGGAACCGAGUUUUGCCUUCCAAACCUAAUAACUUUCUCUCUAGAUCUCAUUGCAUUUACAGUCAUUUUAAAAAUAUAUAUAUUUUUUGGAGAUUGGUAGUAUUUAAACCAGCAAACACUAAAACUAUAUUAAACUUUUUAAACAGCCAAAGGAAUGAAUUUUUUCUUUGCCAUUUGGGCUACGUAGUUGUUCAAGCUGAUGAGAGAAUGAAUGUUUUUAAGGUAGUACUGUAGCAGCAGUUGUAAAAGUGGCCAAAAGCCACUUGUUUUAUUUCCUGGUCUGUGGCCUUUUACUGUGCUUUGUAUCAGAGUUCUUAACAAGAUUAAUAAAUCACCCCAGUCUUAAUUUGUAAAAUA